AUGGCGCGCGUUUAUGCCGAUGUAAACGAGCAUAUGCCUCGAUCCUACUGGGAUUAUGACAGUGUCAACAUCUCUUGGGGCGUUUUGGAGAACUACGAAAUCGUUCGUAAGAUAGGCCGAGGAAAAUACUCCGAAGUAUUCGAAGGUAUCAACGUGGUCAACUAUCAGAAAUGUGUUAUCAAGGUCCUCAAGCCCGUCAAGAAGAAGAAGAUCAAGCGUGAGAUCAAGAUUCUUCAGAACCUUGCCGGAGGUCCGAACGUUGUCGCACUCCUGGAUGUAGUGCGUGAUAACCAGAGCAAAACCCCCAGUCUUGUGUUUGAGGCUGUCAAUAACACCGAUUUCCGCACCCUGUACCCCCGCUUCACGGAUUAUGACGUGCGUUUCUACGUUUUUGAGUUGUUGAAGGCGCUCGACUUCUGUCACAGUAAGGGUAUCAUGCACCGAGACGUGAAGCCCCACAACGUUAUGAUUGAUCACGAGAAGCGCAAGUUGCGCUUGAUUGAUUGGGGUCUCGCUGAGUUUUACCACAAGGGUACGGAAUACAACGUUCGUGUAGCCUCCCGCUACUUCAAGGGUCCUGAGCUGCUGGUCGAUUUCCAAGAGUACGAUUACUCCUUGGAUAUGUGGUCACUGGGUGCGAUGUUCGCCUCAAUGAUCUUCCGCAAGGAGCCCUUCUUCCACGGCAACAGCAACUCUGACCAAUUGGUCAAAAUCGCCAAGGUUCUUGGUACCGAGGAGCUUUUCGAGUACCUGGACAAAUAUGAUAUUGAGUUGGACCCGCAAUAUGAUGAGAUUCUCUCGCGCUUCCCUCGCAAGCCCUGGCACUCGUUUGUUACUGCUGAAAACCAGCGCUUUGUGAGCGACGAGGCGAUUGAUUUCCUCGACAAGCUCCUACGCUACGAUCAUGCUGAACGUCUGACUGCCCAAGAGGCUAUGGCACACCCGUACUUUGAGCCUGUUCGUGCUGACGCAGCACGAAACAACGCCGCUCAGUCCUGA
Molecule: messenger RNA, 999 nt
Organism: Penicillium malachiteum
Lineage: Eukaryota; Fungi; Ascomycota; Eurotiomycetes; Eurotiales; Aspergillaceae
Product: casein kinase II subunit alpha/alpha'
Exons: 4
Coding region: 1-999 (332 amino acids)
Biological process (GO): DNA damage response; regulation of transcription by RNA polymerase III; regulation of transcription by RNA polymerase I
Cellular component (GO): cytosol; nucleus; protein kinase CK2 complex
Molecular function (GO): ATP binding; protein serine/threonine kinase activity
Source: RefSeq, a predicted model, not a curated record